UACUGCACCGUGGAACAGCCCCGUCCAGAGCGAGGAGCUGGGCAGCUGCAGUUAACCACCGCACUGAGGAAGAGAAAAACAAGGGUCAGCCGUAACUUCAACCCGAAUAAAGGUGUCUUUCAUACCCCCUCUUUGGAAGAACAUCUCGACUAAAACUACUUGUUUUGUGGGAGCUUGUGGACGAGAGGACAACGAAGGACAAGGAUAAUGAGCACCAAGAGGAAGGCCGACAGUCUCCGACCUCGCAUCGUGAAGCGUGAAGGCUCCCAGAUGGACUCAGAAAGAGACUCUGGAUUCUCAGAUGCCAGCUCAGAACACCUGAGCACCAUGGACACCACGGACUCUGAGGACUCUCCUCAUCCCAGAGGGCAGCAGCGGGCGAAGGGUGCUGGUUCAGGCUCAAAGCCCUCCCAGCUGGCCGUGGUUGGAGGCUCCUACUCCUACGUUGUGCUCAAGCAGCCUGUGGAGAAUCCACCCUCUCUGAAGCCGUGGGGCUUCAGCCCCGCUGUGGAAGUGGUGCAGCCUGUGGUGCCGCAGCCGCAGGUGGUCUUUCUGCAGCCGGUGGUCUCCCGCCAAGCCUCUGCAUCCUCCAAGGAGACCGCCUCCAAGCACAGACGCUCUAAAAAGUAUCUUCCAAUCUUAAAGUCCUACCCCAAGAUCGCCCCGCAUCCUGGGAACAGCUCUGCUUCUUCAGGAAGGGGAACCGCUUCUUCUUCCUCCUCUUCAUCGGGGUCAGAGAAAUGUAGCUCGUUGACCUCCAAUCUUUGGGAACAAUGUCCUAGAGAGAAGGUGCAGAGAUCUCUGUGUAGCAGCACCAGCAACUCCGGAGCUGCUUCCCCGAGUCUUCCCGGUACUCCCAGUACUCCCAGUAUCAUGUCUCCGCUGCUCCAGAGCAGACUCUCCAUCCCCGCAGCAGAAACCAGCAGGGGCGACUCGGCCCCCACGCCGCCCUUCGAUCACUCCAAGAACCAGGCGCUCACGCUGGACAGCAUCUCCUCUCUGGAGUGCAACGCAAGCGAUGGCAGCCCGGACACCAAGAGGAAGCGCUUCUGCAACACGUACAACAUCCUGAGCCAGUCGGGCCUGCUGGACAUCACGCUCCGCACCAAGGAGCUGCUCCGGCAGAACCAAAGCACGCAGAACGAGCUGGACCGGCUGAAGAAGCACACGGACCUGUUCCUCCAGGCACUGCAGAGCGGGGACACCAGCGUCUGCAUGAAGCUGCUCACCAGUCUCCAGGAGGAGGACGGGGACAGAGCUGCUCAGCUGUGAGCCGGUUGACUCAGAGGAGGACCAGGAAGUGCGGGGGAGAGGAGGUGGUGAGGCGCGGCGAGGCAGAUGGGCUGAAACUAAUGCGCUCCACAUUAGCGACCCCUCCCCCCGACACGCAGACAGACGACACACUGUGGCCUACAUUUCAGCUGUCAUUUGGCUUCGGGUCGCUUCCUGAUGCACCAAACGAACCUAAAAAUCAUCAAAGAACUUGUCCGCUUGCACUCUGCUUAUACGAUGUUCCAUAACACUGUAGCUAGAUCCUGCAAAUCUCCUUCACUAAUGAGUCUGAGGGACAGAUUCAGUCCAAAGUCUUUUUGCAAUGCACAAAAAUAAUUUUUAAUAUAUUUAGUUAAUUAAAGCAUCAACAGACAUUAAUUACUGCAGACUCCAACUUUUUAGAAGCGUUUUAUCUAACCGGGCUGCAAAAGGAUUCAUUCCGACUGCGUACUAAUAAACUGGAGUUGUGUUUAUUAGGGAUGCACCAAUUUCCUCCUAAAGUGCACCUGAUAAUCUGAUAACAGGCCGUUUUGUUACGUCAUCUCUCAUUCAUUUGACUUCCUAAACCUGAUUCCACAGGAUUGUUUGACUGACUCCAGGUGAAAAAGUUUGGACAUGUUGAAAAUAUUAAAGAGCAUUUUGCCUGUUUGUAGCAUAAAACAGCCAAAAGUGGAUGAAGUGUACUUAUCUUCUGCUUGUCAUGAGGUUCUGUUUGAGCUGUUUUGUGUUUUUGUAUUGUGAUCUCAUCAGGUUGGCUGAUAUUCGUGCUCAAAUUGACUGGAGGAAAAAAAAAUUGUUUAAUAGCCAGUUAGAUUCCUCUGUGAUGACGGUUCGUAGUGCAUAUCGGUCACUUCUGAAUGGGCAUGUACUCUUUUUGUCAGCUUUAUUGUUUUUAAAUAUUCAGAACAGUGAAACGUAAGGUGACUGAGUCGUCUGUUUUUGUGUUGUCUUUUUUUCUGUAUUUUUUUUUGUAUAUAUAUUUUUUAAAGUGUAUAUUUAAAUUUAUUUCUGUUCAAAAUGACAGAAGUAUUAAGGCAGCUACUGAUAAAAGCCAGUAGUUUUCAA
Molecule: messenger RNA, 2337 nt
Organism: Poeciliopsis prolifica (blackstripe livebearer)
Lineage: Eukaryota; Metazoa; Chordata; Actinopteri; Cyprinodontiformes; Poeciliidae
Gene: cipcb
Product: CLOCK-interacting pacemaker b
Exons: 4
Coding region: 208-1272 (354 amino acids)
Biological process (GO): negative regulation of DNA-templated transcription; negative regulation of circadian rhythm
Cellular component (GO): nucleus
Source: RefSeq, a predicted model, not a curated record